Molecule: messenger RNA, 1047 nt
Organism: Sycon ciliatum
Lineage: Eukaryota; Metazoa; Porifera; Calcarea; Leucosolenida; Sycettidae
Exons: 5
Coding region: 344-979 (211 amino acids)
Molecular function (GO): protein binding
Source: RefSeq, a predicted model, not a curated record
CGCUUCAGUUGAAUGCGGAAUCUUUUUUUUCUUGCUCGUUGCCGUCUGUGGGUGUUCUGGGCGGAUGCGUGUUCUGCUUGCGGCCCUUCAUAUUGUUAUUUUCUGGGAGUUCGAGUGACGCUCUGUCGCAAUCUGGUUGCGGAAGUGAAGCGCCUUCGUUCGUUACCUGCCCAUCGGCAGGUGGCGUUUAGAUUUGUGGGACUACCAAUCGUCCGAGUCAACGUUACCAGAAUAGCAGACGCCGGACAGGAACCACCCGGCCGUUAUCGGGAGCAGGUGCUUCUCCCUGGCUUGAAGUCAGGUAUCCGUUCGGUGACAACAUUGGUGAAGGAUAUUGUUACCAAUGGAGCAAGAGUCCAGCAAGGAUGAGAGCUCCAGCCGCCAAUCACAACAACCUGCUGGUGGCACUGCAAUGGAAGCAGGAUCUGAAGAGGAGAGUGAGGACAAGUAUCAACCACCAGAUCUGGCGGAGUACGGUGAUCACUACUACUCAACCGAUGCACCUCAUCCAGACCUGGUGAGAGCAUGUGAAGAUGACGAUGUGGAACAAGUCCGACAAACCGUGAAUAUCGGCACUCCAACUGAACCUGUGACUAGACCGGAUCUCUUGGAACAAGUGCCGGAGUCAUUUUUUGGAGACAAUGAUGAUGACGAGGAUGAUGACGAGGAUUGCAGAAUUCCCAUGACAAUCAUGGCUCUUCUGAUACUGGCAGCAUGCUACUAUGGCAGCAUUCAUUGUGUCCAGUUUUUACUGUGGUGUAAUCCGUCGCUCUUGCACGGCAAAGUUAUGUUCAACGUCUAUAAUGAGCCACGGCAGGACUGCGAACCAGCAUCACUUCUACAUGUCUGCGCGUUCCGUGGACAUAAAGCACUGUGUGAGCUGCUGAUAAAAAAGGGUGUCGACGUUAAUGUCCAAGAUAAGGUGAGCUUUGGAGGUGGAAUGCACCAAUCAAAUGCACUUUGCAACAAACUCUUGUGACAUCAAGUAUUUUUCAAGGACACCAAACCAUUUGUCCUCAUGUGCUGAAUAUUGAUGUGCGCAUGUGG